Molecule: messenger RNA, 1231 nt
Organism: Corylus avellana
Lineage: Eukaryota; Viridiplantae; Streptophyta; Magnoliopsida; Fagales; Betulaceae
Cellular component (GO): cytoplasm
Molecular function (GO): aldehyde-lyase activity
Source: RefSeq, a predicted model, not a curated record
CGUCUUCAAAUACUGAAGAUUCACGGAGAUUCCGAAGAUCCAAAGAAACACCCAUGGCUACUCUCACCCGUCCCUCCACCUCCACUCUCUCAACCAUCAGAGCAAAGUCCUUCACUUUCAACAACAAUCCCUCCAAAUUAACACUUUCCCCUUUCAAAACCCAAUACCCCAUCACCACCACCACCACAUUCAAAACCCUAACCCCUCUCAAAUCCCAAAGCCCCGCCACCACACCCCCUGAUCUCUCUCCAAUCGCCACCCGCGAAACCCUCAAAUCCCGUCUCCACAACGGCGAGACCCUCUAUGGCCUCUUCCUUCUCAGCUUAUCCCCCACAUUUGCCGAGAUCGCCGGCCUCGCCGGCUACGACUUCGUCGUCGUAGACAUGGAGCACGGCCCUGGCGGCAUCUCCGACGCGCUCUCCUGCCUCCGCGCGCUGGCCGCCACGCGCACCCCCGCGAUCCUCCGACUGCCUGAGAGCUGCCCCACCUGGGCCAAGAAGGCCCUGGAUCUCGGCCCACAGGGUAUCAUGUUCCCCAUGAUCGAAAGCGCAAAGGACGCCAAGCGGGCCGUCUCGUACUGUCGCUUCCCUCCCAAUGGGAUCCGCGGCUCGGCCCACACGGUCGUGAGGGCCUCGAGCUACGGCAUCGAUGAAGGGUAUUUGGGUAAUUACGCGGACGAGUUGCUGAUCAUGUGCCAGGUGGAGUCCGAUGAGGCCGUCAAGAAGGUGGAAGAGAUCGCGGCCAUUGAUGGGGUGGACUGCAUUCAAAUGGGGCCGUUGGAUCUGAGUGCCAGCAUGGGGUAUCUAUGGGACCCGGGUAACAAGAAGGUGAAGGAGAUGAUGAGGGCCGCAGAGAAGGGCGUGUUGGCUGUGGAGCCUAAAGCUGGUGGGUCCUACUUGGCCGGCUUCGCUAUGCCCUUCGAUGGGCCUGAUGAUCUGAGGAGGCGCGGGUAUCACAUGGUGUCUGGGGCCGUUGAUGUGGGGCUGUUCAGGAGCGUGGCCGUUGAGGAUGUGAAGAGGUUUAAGAUGGGUUUAAUGGAGAGCUCUGAUGAUGUUGAGGAUGGUAAGGAUGCUGAUGAGAAAUACUGGAGCGAAUGAGUAAAAGGAAUUUAGAAAGGAAAAAUUGGAAUGAUUUUUGUUUUAUUUUGUUUGUAAUUACAGUCGUCUUGUUUCUGUCUCAGCUUGUUAUUGAAAUAGAAAAUGCAAAAUGUACUACCAUCUUUUCAACAAUA